Messenger RNA from Verticillium nonalfalfae, 1788 nucleotides. RefSeq lists its product as uncharacterized. The transcript has 2 exons. The record is from RefSeq and is a predicted model, not a curated record. Lineage: Eukaryota; Fungi; Ascomycota; Sordariomycetes; Glomerellales; Plectosphaerellaceae. Bases 1 to 1788 code for a protein of 595 amino acids.
AUGUCUGCCAGGCCUGCAGACAGUCGGCACACCGGCCCCGACCGAGCCCUGCGAGACGGAUGCGAGGGCAGGGCCGCCGAGGAGGAGCUGACACACAUCAUGGCUGCCUCGAUCAUCGGCAACACCGUUCUCAACAUUGCCUCGAAUCCCGUCUCUCCCGGCUCCUCCAGCCCGCCCCUCGACCAGACCAAGGGCUCCGACUUUGUCCCGCCGACGCGGCCCAGCAGCACGCCGUUUCCCCACUCCGAACCGCGGCAUGCCAACUACCACUAUCUGUCGGGCGACGAGGACAUGCUGGAUUUCGAGCACGACGCCGGCUUCACGACGACGCCGUACUCGGAACACUUUGAGACGGUGCCCGAGAUGAAGCUGAGCCUGCUCGAUCUGCCCUCCGAGGUGCACGAGAUGAUCCUCGACCACCUCUUUGGCUACCGCGUGUCGACAAAGUCGAAAAGCUCCGUCGACAUGCAGAGCGUCACCAAGAGCUGGAACACGGCGCUGCGACAUUCGCGUAGGAGAGAGCUGUCCGAGCUGGCGCUGAUCAAUCACACAUGGAGGAUCCUGAUCCAGCAGAGGCUGUUCCGACACUUGAAGCUCAAGGCGACCAUCGACUCGGUCCACGCCGCCGUGACCUUCUUUGCCGCCCACGAUGAGCUGCGUUACUACGUCAAGCACAUUGAGCUGUGGUUCCCCGUCUUCCAGCCAAAGUACGGCCCGCUCGCGUUGAGUUCCGCCCUGGCUCUACCGACUGUGACGUCCGACGGCCUCACCAACGCGACGUACACGCUACCGGCCAACAACUGCACUCUCGAGGAGGCCCUCCUCUUCGUGGCCGAGACGCUGCCGUUCGUCAUGAUCCUGACGCUCGAGGGCGGGGAGCGGAAGAAGGCGCCCAUGGUGCAGCAUUCCUCCUGGGCUGGCCCCAACGACUGGGCCCUGCCGAUCCUCGAAUCCGUCCGCACGCUCGUCACGAGGGGCCAGUGGAACCUCAUGCGCACCGACGAGGAUUUCAGGUCGAUCCUCUCGUCCCUGCCCAACCUCACCGAGUGGCACGGCUCCUACUCGAAGCCCAAGUCCAAGAGCUAUCUCUCCAUGGCCCGCGUCCUGCCUGAUCUGCCCGCCGCCCACCUCAAGAGCCUCCACCUCUGUCUCGAGAGCGACUACCGCCGCGAGGUCACCUACCCGGCCCACCACGUCAAGGUCUGCCGGAGCGUCCACUUUUGCACAAAGCUCGCCGAGGCCGUGCCCCAGCUCGAGCACUUUUCCUACACGGGCCGCAUCUGCAAGUCCUUCUUCCGCGUCCUCGCCGAACUGACCGACCCUCGCACGACGCGGCUGAAGAGUAUCGACAUCACCGUCAAGAACUGCUGCCGACCCGUGCCCGUGUUUCACGAGUCGGGCAGCGGCAUCCAGGACACAGGGUUCAUUGACGCGUUCGAGCUGCUUGUUGCCCAGGGUAUUCGGGCGCUGCAGAAGCUUCGGUCUGUGGAUUACCUGCGGAUCCGCUUCGUAGACCUAGACUCCCUGCUGCCGCCCCUGAACCCCUACUUCCUCCUCCGCGGCGACUCUUGUCUCGGCAUCUGGAGCGGACGCAUCCUCUCCGAGCUCAAGGAUGCCCGGCCGCGCGCGUCGUACGAGGAGCUCAGCGAGACCUUUGGCGAUAUCGGCAUCAACAAGGACGGGAGGCUGGUGAUCAGCGGGUCUGGCGCCAACUACCAGCGGUCGCAGUUUCGGUCGCUCAAGGUCAACAACUAUCACCUGCUGGCGACAAGCAUCAUCCCGGGGUGA